Messenger RNA from Pungitius pungitius (ninespine stickleback), 2287 nucleotides. Its product is annotated as SWI/SNF-related matrix-associated actin-dependent regulator of chromatin subfamily E member 1-like. Bases 256 to 1539 code for a protein of 427 amino acids. Gene Ontology annotation, molecular function: nuclear receptor binding; nucleosomal DNA binding. The transcript has 11 exons. Gene Ontology annotation, biological process: negative regulation of DNA-templated transcription. Lineage: Eukaryota; Metazoa; Chordata; Actinopteri; Perciformes; Gasterosteidae. The record is from RefSeq and is a predicted model, not a curated record. Gene Ontology annotation, cellular component: SWI/SNF complex.
GCUGCAGCAGUGACAGCUAAUGGCGAUGAGCAUCAGCAUCGAGGCAAGCCACAGCUGUAAUGAGGAAAGGGUGGGGGUGCAAUUCUGGAAGAUUCUGCAGGAAUCUUACGAGUGGACCCCAUUUCAUUCGUUUAUUGUGGGGACUGUUCUAGGAGCUAGGUGGCUUAGCCUUCCCUGUCAAAGCCACAACUGUGGUGGCUAAAGGUAUUAGGAGCCAAAUGACUGGAACGCGCUGAUUCCCUCCUCACUGCAGACAUGUCAAAGAGACCAUCCUAUGCCCCUCCCCCUCCCCCGGCCCCUGCAACACAACUGCCCAACACUGCCGGGUUUGUAGGCUACAACCCGUACAGCCAUCUGGCCUACAACAACUACCGACUGGGCGGGAGCCAGAGCAGCAACAGUCGGGUAACGAAUUCCUCUGGAAUAAAUAUUCCAAAGCCGCCAAAGCCUCCCGAUAAGCCAUUGAUGCCGUAUAUGAGAUAUAGCCGUAAGGUUUGGGAUCAAGUAAAAGCCUCCAAUCCUGAUCUGAAGCUAUGGGAAAUUGGGAAGAUAAUCGGUGGCAUGUGGAGGGACCUCACUGAUGAGGAGAAACAGGAUUAUUUGAAUGACUACGAAGCAGAGAAGAUUGAGUAUAAUGAGAGCAUGAAGGCCUAUCACAACUCGCCAGCGUACCUGGCCUACGUCACUGCAAAAAGCCGGGCCGAGGCGGCCCUGGAAGAGGAGAGCCGCCAGAGGCAGUCCAGGCUGGACAAGGGCGAGCCGUACAUAAGCAUUCAGCCAGCCGAGGACCCAGAUGAUUACGACGACGGGUUUUCCAUGAAGCACUCUGCUGCGGCCCGUUUCCAACGCAAUCACCGCCUGAUCAGCGAGAUUCUUAGUGAGAGCGUCGUCCCAGAUGUGCGCUCAGUCGUGACCACCGCUCGCAUGCAGGUCCUCAAACGCCAGGUCCAGUCUUUGAUGGUACACCAGAGAAAGUUGGAAGCAGAGUUGCUUCAGAUUGAAGACCGCCACCAGGACAAGAAAAGAAAAUUCCUCGACGCCACAGAGUCCUUCACGAAUGAGCUCAAAAGGCUGUGCUGUCUGAAGGUGGAAGUGGACAUGGAGAAGAUCUCUGCAGAGAUUUCUGCAGCAGAGGAAGCCGCUCGCAAACGAAUGGCCGAUCGCGAUAAGGACGGAGGAGACCGAGGCGCAAGAGACGCUCGGACCUGUGUGUUGGCAGAAGAAGAAAAACACAUUUGUGCCACACAUGGGAACAAGCCCCAGCAAAACUCUCAAAGUGAAAACAGCAACAAAGAAGGAGAGGAAGCAGAAUCCAACUCAACACAUACACCAGGGAAGCCAAAAGUUCCAGACGAGCUUGAGACUCAUCCAGGCGGGGAGGAGGGGGCAUCAGAGGACAAGGAGAGCGUCCCAGAGGGAGCCAUGGAGGAGGGAACCAGCGACAGUAACACAGGCUCGGAGACCACGUUGACUCAGACAGAAGAGGCUCCGACUAGUGACCCGUCAGAGGGGUCCAGCAGGGCGAGAGCAGCCCACUGAGUCCGACAUAUUUCCCCAUCUGUGGACCGCGAGGCUCCCAAAUCAUCAUCAACCGUGAAUCACUACGUCUGCCGGUCUGCAGCAUCACCAUCUAAAAACACAUUGUGCAGUAUCAACUUAGUUCGAAAGAGAAUUCCCUGUCUCGCAGACAGGCUGAUGGAGACUGGCCAUUUGAAAAACAGCUGUCCCAUGAAACAGACAUUGUUCAGUGUUAUAUUAGACUUUGUCCUUUGUAUUGUAAUUCCCUUGUCGCUUUAAUUGUUAUUUUUGCAUGAGGCAAUGUUAAAAAAUAAGUUGGCAUACUUGCCAUGCUGCGUGACCAUCUCCUUGUCAGGAGAAAGUUUGUUUACCCCUCGUAUCAGUAUUACAGUGACAGUAUUGUCUCAGGAGUUUGUAAUCAGUAGUAGUUAUUUAUUAUCAGCAUUUUAAUUAAACUUGUGUUUUGGUUGUCCCAGUUCAUCCAAUGAGUACAUCACAUGAUCAUAAAUGCUGUACAAUGCCUGACUACCAGUGUUCUCAAGUUUGCUAGCUCUCAAUCAAAUCAAAAGCAGUAUGCUUAGGAAAUAUCUGUGUUAUGAUGAAUAUUGCAAUUUUCUGUACCGUAAUGGUGUACACAGUGUAACGAGGUUUGCUUAAACAUGGCUUUUCCUGUCGUGAAACAGCUUGAAGAACUCAUUGACAUGCAGUCUUACAAUGAAUUUCCUUUUUGCAUAUUUAUACCAAUAAACUUUUCUACCCUGAAAAAGUU